UAACCUCCAUCGCAGAUAGAGGUUCAAACGUAUUGGAGAGGCAGGUGUAGGGACCCGGGGGAUAUCGGAAUCCUCUGCCACUCUCCUCGCUCUUCUAUAUCUGUUCUGAACUCCGCUUUACCAUCAUUUACUGAUUGAAACCAAACAAUCACACCGGGAUUGCUGUCUACUGCCUUUCAGUACUCCCUCACUGCAAUACCAAUGCGAAAAUAUUGUCUGCGUAUACAGUCUGCGAGUAAUAGGACAGGAGGCGAGCAUGUAAAAUAGUCAGCGCAAAAAUGGACAAAGGGAACUACAUAAUUGCUGCGCUUCUUUUUCAGUUCUUGGACUUCAUAUGUGGACAAUUCUUUCCAGGCAGCUGUUCCUUUGAAGAGCACUACAGCAGCUGUGGCUACAGUGUGGCCCUGGGGACUAGUGGCUUUGCCUGGGAGCAAGUCAACACUUGGGAGAGGCCAACGAUGGACGCUGCUGUUCCCACAGGUUCUUUCAUGGUGGUGAAUGGCUCGGGAAGGGCAUCGGGACAGAAGGCCCACCUGCUCCUGCCCACCUUGAAGGAGAAUGACACCCAUUGCAUCGACUUCCACUACUCUCUGUCCAGCCAUGAUGGCUCCAGUCCUGGAGCUCUCAACGUCUAUGUCAAGGUGAACGGUGGUGCCCAGGGAAACCCUGUGUGGAACACUUCAGCCUCAGUGACAGAGGGCUGGGUCAAGGCCGAGCUGGCCAUCAGCACCUUCUGGCCCAACUCUUACCAGGUGAUAUUCGAGGCCUUAUCCGUGCAGGGCCACCCAGGGUUCAUCGCGGUGGACGAAGUCCGAGUUUUGGCUCACCCGUGCAGGAAAGCACCUCACUUCCUGCGGCUGCAGAAUGUGGAGGUGAACGUGGGCCAGAACGCCACCUUCCAGUGUACCGCCGGGGGGAAGUGGUCCCAACACGACCAACUAUGGCUACAGCAGUGGAACGGCAAAGACACAGCCCUCAUGGUGACACGGGUAGUGAACCACCGGCGUUUCUCGGCCACCGUCAGCGUUGGCGACACAUCGCAGAGGAGCACCAGCCGCUACCGCUGCGUCAUCCGCUCCGAUGGAGGCUCCGGGGUCUCCAACUACGCCGACCUCAUCGUCAAAGCUCCCCCAACACCUAUUGCCCCUCCGGAGCUGCUGGCAGUGGGGGCCACCUACCUUUGGAUCAAGCCCAAUGCCAACUCAAUCAUUGGGGAUGGCCCUAUCAUCCUGAAAGAGGUGGAGUACCGCACCACCACGGGCAACUGGGCCGAGACCCACAUCGUAGACGCACCCACCUACAAGCUGUGGCACCUGGACCCCGACGUGGAGUACGAGAUCAAGGUUCUGCUUUCCCGGCCGGGCGAGGGGGGCACUGGACCCCCAGGACCUCCUCUUAUCACCCGAACCAAGUGUGCCGAUCCUGUCCAUGGGCCUCAGAAUGUUAAUGUGGUGGAUAUCCGGGCCCGCCAGCUCACCCUACAGUGGGAGACGUUUGGUUAUGCUGUGACGCGUUGCCACAGCUACAACUUGACCGUGCAGUACCAGUAUGUGUUCAACCAGCAGGAGUUUUCCGCCGAGGAACUCAUCCCGACAUCGUCCCACUACACCCUACGGGGCCUGAGGCCCUUUGUCACCGUACGUCUCCGCUUGGUCCUCGCCAACCCAGAGGGCAGCAAAGAGAGUGAGGAGAUCGUCAAGCAGACGGAGGAGGAUGUUCCCGGCUCUGUUCCGGUGGAGUCCAUCCAAACGGGGCCAUACGAGGAGAAGAUCUUUAUGCAGUGGAAGGCACCGAAUGAGACCAACGGCGUCAUCACACUCUAUGAGAUCACCUAUAAGGCUCUGAGCUCCUUGGACCCCAGUGCAGACCUGACCACCCAGCGCGGCAGGGUGUUCAAACUACGCAAUGAGACCCACCAUCUCUUCAUGGGGCUCUAUCCAGGCACCACCUACUUCUUCACCCUCAAAGCCAGCACCAACAAAGGCUUUGGACCCCCCGUCACUACCCGGAUUGCCACAAAUAUAGCAGCCCCAUCAAUGCCAGAGUACGAAGCAGACACAGCCCCUCUGAAUGAGACGGAAACCACCAUCACGGUUCUGCUAAAGCCCGCCCAGUCAAGAGGAGCUCCUGUCAGUGCCUACCAGCUGGUAGUGAAGGAAGAACGCAAGCAGAAGGUGAGGCGGGCAGCCGAUGCGCUGGAGUGCUUUCCUGUUCCUGUCAGCUUCAAGAAUGCCUCCAUCUUGGACUCACCCCACUACUUUGCCGCGGAACUCCCCCCCACCUACCUGACAGUGGUGCAGCCCUUCACCGUAGGAGACAAUAAGACCUAUAGUGGUUAUUGGAACCCGCCGCUCUCUCCAUCCAAGAGCUACAGCAUUUACUUCCAAGCUCUGAGCAAAGCCAAUGGGGAAACCAAAAUCAACUGUGUGAGAUUGGCUACUAAAGUGGUAAUAGGUAGGGGACAAAAUACCACGCCGUACAUACUUGUCAUCCCCAGUGAAGGCUCGUCCACCCAGGACUCGGACGCCGUGGAGCCUGAGAAACAGGUGGACAGCACUGUCAAGAUGGCCGGCGUCAUCGCUGGCAUCCUUAUGUUUGUCAUCAUCCUACUGGGAGUGGUUCUCACCUUCAAACGCAGAGAGAUACACACAUGGAGAACUCUGAGCGUGGGGAAACUGGCCAAAAAACAGAAGGAGACGGCCAGUAGCAGCACCCAGAGGGAGAUGGGGCCUGUGGGCACGGUUGACAAGAGCACCACCAAACUCAGCACUCUCCACAAGGACGAUCCCUUCUCCACCAGCAGCCAGGACCUCAACGGUUUCACGACACCCUCUCCCUGUUCCUUCUCUGUUCAAGGCAAAACACUGCAAAGCAAAUCCCUCUUGAAUUCCUACUACUCAGUGUCGAAGGAGCCAGUUCCUGCAACAACAUCCAUUGACAACAGCCAUAGUGAGAUGGCCCAGCCAUCAUUGACUAUUCAGACAUACCCAUACGGGGGUUGCGAGUCUGUGGAAAUGUCCUACCAAGCGGGUCAGUUCCAGCCGGCCAUCCGUGUGGCUGACCUCCUCCAGCACAUCACCCAGAUGAAGUGUGGACAGGGCUACGGGUUCAAGGAAGAGUAUGAGGUAAGAAUGGGCCUGACAGAAGGACAAGCAGCCCCAUGGGAGACUGCCAAGAAGGAUGAAAACAGAAACAAGAACCGAUAUGGCAACAUUAUUGCUUACCCCACAGAUGACCACACACGAGUCAGGCUGCAACUGCUGGAUGGAGACCCCCACUCAGACUACAUCAACGCUAACUACAUAGACGGGUAUCAUAGACCAAGACAUUACAUCGCCACUCAAGGCCCCAUGCAGGAGACAGUAAGAGAUUUUUGGAGGAUGAUCUGGCAGGAGAAUUCCGGCAGUAUCGUCAUGGUUACCAACCUGGUAGAAGUGGGCAGGGUUAAGUGCGUGAGGUACUGGCCGGAUGAGACUGAAGUCUAUGGCGAUAUCAAGGUGACUCUGAUCGAGACAGAGCCACUGGCAGAAUAUGUCAUCCGGACCUUCACAGUCCAGAAGAAGGGCCACCAUGAGAUUCGGGAGAUUCGCCAGUUCCACUUUACCAGCUGGCCUGACCACGGGGUACCCUGCUAUGCCACCGGCCUCCUAGGCUUUGUCCGCCAGGUGAAGUUCUUAAACCCGCCUGAUGCCGGCCCCAUCGUGGCUCACUGCAGUGCUGGGGCUGGAAGGACAGGCUGUUUCAUUGCUGUGGACAUCAUGUUGGAUAUGGCCGAGAACGAGGGUGUGGUGGAUAUUUUCAACUGCAUUCGGGAACUGCGUUCACAAAGGGUUAACAUGGUGCAAACUGAGGAGCAGUAUGUCUUUGUCCACGACGCCAUCCUGGAAGCCUGCCUGUGUGGAAACACGGCCAUCCCAGUCUGUGAAUUUAGAGCCAUAUACUACAACAUCAGCAGACUCGACCCACAGACCAACUCCAGUCAAAUAAAGGACGAGUUUCAGACUCUGAACAUUGUGACACCCCGGGUGCGGCCUGAAGAUUGUAGCGUGGGACUACUCCCCCGGAAUCACGACAAGAACCGCAGCAUGGAUGUCCUGUCUGUGGACCGCUGCCUGCCUUUCCUCAUCUCUGUGGAUGGAGAGUCUAGUAACUAUAUCAAUGCAGCUCUCAUGGAUAGCCAUAAACAACCAGCAGCCUUCAUCGUAACCCAGCACCCGCUGCCCAACACGGUGGCAGACUUCUGGAGGCUGGUGUUCGACUACAACUGCUCCUCUAUAGUGAUGCUCAAUGAGAUGGAUGCUGCCCAGCUGUGUAUGCAGUACUGGCCAGAGAAGAGCUCCUGUUGCUACGGUCCCAUCCAGGUUGAGUUCAUUUCAGCCGACAUAGAUGAAGACAUCAUCAAUCGUAUCUUCAGGAUCUGCAACAUGGCCAGGCCUCAGGACGGCUACCGUUUGGUGCAGCAUUUCCAGUUCAUCGGCUGGCCCGCCUACCGUGACACACCCUUGUCCAAGCGCUCCAUCCUGCAGCUGGUGAGACGUCUGGCCAAGUGGCAGGAGCAGUAUGACGGGGGAGAUGGACGCACCGUGGUCCACUGUCUGACGGGUGGCGGACGAAGCGGUACCUUCUGUGCCAUCUGCAGUAUUAGCGAGAUGAUCCAGCAGCAGAACAUCGUGGAUGUUUUCCACACCGUCAAGACGCUGAGGAACAACAAAUCCAACAUGGUGGAGACUAUGGAACAGUAUAAGUUCUGCUAUGAGGUUGCCCUGGAAGCCCUCAGCGUAUUCUGAAACAAUGAUGCUGCCUGUCGCGUCAGCAGGACACAGCGCUGACACUGCAGAGACACCGACCCUUACGAGGCAGAGGAAGUGUGUGUGUUAAGCACACAAACACAUGAAACUCUGUACAGAACAAAAAAAUGCCCUCCACAAUGGGUUAUGUGUGCGCUUCUGCAAGACUGGGACCCCUUUUGCUUGUAUAAAGAAAAAAAUGAAAUGAAAACUUAAAAAAAACACUUUCCUUUUUCAAUGUCCAUCUUGGACUGUGAUGUGAUCUUGAACAGUCAUUUCCUUUUUAGAUAUAAGCCUUGAAUGUUAUUCCCUCAAUGUAAAAAUACAACCAGGAAGAUAAGCUGACGUCAUGUCUUCAGCUAAUGGGGAUCCCAAAAAAAUAUUCUAAUAAAAGAAAAAUAAUCAGACCAAACAGCAGAACUGAAACCAACGUACAGAUAAAAGCAAGUUGGGAAGAUUGAAACUCUCUGGCUUUGCACCUCUUUUUAAUGAACAUUAAUAACAACUGUAUUAUAUACAUAUUUACCCUCUGUUUUAUCAAACACAAAAUGGCAGAUAUUUUUUUCUAAUUCUUUUGAUUUUGUGGUUCCUGCAGCUUUACAUCCAUGUGCACACACUAGUUUUCUCACAUUCGCAAUGUGAUGUUGCUUUUCUUAUUUUUUCAAUGUCGGCUUCUUUUGGUAUCGUGGCAUGCUCUCAUUAUUCUGUUGUCCUAUGGCUCUUGUAGACAAUCAUGCAUUCCAAGACCCAUUCUGGUUUACAUUUGAAAUAAGAGAAGAGCUAUUCAACGCUAUGCUGUCAUAGUUAUGCCUCAACAGUAUUCAUCAAAUGUCUUUGACAUUCAUGUGUUUUGUCAUUUGGCACCGUAUUUUGCACUGCUUUACAUCAACCACAUUUUUUAUUCCUGCUGUGUAAUUUUUGCGAUUGUGCCAUAUUCACUUCUUUAAAAACCCAAAAGAUUCUAAACCAAUUGGGGACCAAGGUGUGGGCCAAAGUAUAUAGCAGGAA
Esox lucius (northern pike) is the source of this 5795-nucleotide messenger RNA. RefSeq names its product protein tyrosine phosphatase receptor type T (gene ptprt). Gene Ontology annotation, biological process: protein dephosphorylation. Gene Ontology annotation, cellular component: membrane. Gene Ontology annotation, molecular function: protein tyrosine phosphatase activity; protein binding. Lineage: Eukaryota; Metazoa; Chordata; Actinopteri; Esociformes; Esocidae. The coding region runs from base 279 to 4787 and encodes 1502 amino acids. The transcript has 34 exons. The record is from RefSeq and is a predicted model, not a curated record.